AUGCUGCACUGCCUGCCAUGCCUCCAGGCCCUGCCUGACUCUCCAGCUCACCUGGACGCAGGUGCGAUCAAACACGAGCUCGUGGAGGUCAGCCGAUCAUCCGGGCACCUGUGCUUGGGGUACGGGGACCGGACGGGAGCCCAUCUCCUCCCACCCUCCAGGAAAGCCAGCCAGCGUCCAGACGCUGUGGCAGCCUGCGGGUUCCGGAAAGCACUGAGCGAGGUACAGAUGCUGCACUGCUGUGUGGACCACUGCAGUGAGGUACAGAUGCUGCACUGCUGUGUGGACCACUGCAGUGAGGUACAGAUGCUGCACUGCUGUGUGGACCCCACUGCAGUGAGUGAGGUACAGACGCUACACUGCUGUGUGGACCCCACUGAAGUGAGGUACAGACGCUGCACUGCUGUGUGGACUCACUGCAGUGAGGUACAGACGCUGCACUGCUGUGUGGACCACUGCAGUGAGGUAAAUCAAGGCACUCUGGCCCGAUCAGCUCUGCUGCUGAUUGUACAUCUUGCUGCUGAGAUGAAGGUGCUUGCAGCCCUGGCGGGCACCCUGGCUGCAGCCGGCGCUGGACUUCUCUUGUCUUUCAUCUUGAGAGGCAAAGAACCUCCUGGGGGAAAGACUGGAAAGUUCCAUGUCAGCAGCGUUGUGGAAGCAAGCAGACGCAUGGUGGAACAUGACCUCUACAGCACGAUGACAAGAAACCUCAGGAAAAGGGAAGCCACUUCCCCAUCUCAGCUGCUGGCCUUCUCCAAGAUGCCUGAGCCAACUAGCAGGACUGUUUCCCACGCAGCUGAGAUCAUGGAAACUUCCAUACAAGUGAUGAAACGUCAACCUUCAUGGCCCACAGAUGUUUUAUCAGAGGAGCUCCUGAGCGUGAUUGCAAAUCUGUCUGGGUGCUUACCUUACAUGCUGCCACCAAGGUGUCCCAACACCUGUCUGGCGAACAAGUACCGGCUUAUCACGGGUGCCUGCAACAACAGGGACCACCCCAGAUGGGGAGCCUCCAACACAGCCCUGGCCCGGUGGCUCCCUGCUGCCUAUGAAGACGGCUUCAGUCAGCCCCGCGGCUGGAACCCCGACUUCCUGUACCAUGGGACGGCCCUGCCCCCGGUUCGGGAGGUCUCGAGGCUCGUCAUUCGAGCUUCCAACUCGGCUGUGAGGGAGGACGACCAGUACUCUGACUUCCUGACCGCGUGGGGACAGUACAUCGCCCACGACGUGGCCCUCACGCCCCAGAGCGCGGGCGGAGACGACUGCGGGCGGACGUGUGAGAACCGGAGCCCCUGCUUCCCCAUCCAGCUCAUCACGCUGCGGGACUACGCUCCGCGCAUCCUGGGCCCCGCGGGCUUCCAGCGGUACGUGGGCCCCUACGCGGGCUACGACCCCACCGUGAACCCCACGGUGUCCAACGUGUUCGCCACCGCCGCCUUCCGCUUCGGCCACGCGGCGGUGCGGCCGCUGGUGCGGAGGCUGGGCCCGGACUUCCAGGACCUCGCGGGGCUGCCCGGGCUGGGCCUGCACGACGCCUUCUUCAGCCCCUGGCGGCUCAUCCGGGAAGGGGGCCUGGAUCCCAUCGUGAGGGGUCUCCUGGCCAGCCCCGCCAAGCUGCAGGUGCAGGACCAGCUGAUGAGCGAGGUGCUGACCGAGCAGCUCUUUGUGCUGUCCAGCCCUGGCGCCUUGGACCUGGCGUCUCUAAACCUGCAGAGGGGCCGUGACCACGGCCUGCCCGGCUACAAUGAAUGGCGAGAGUUCUGCGGCCUGCCGAGACUGGAGACGCCAGCCGACCUGAACAAGGUCAUUGCCAACAGGAGCCUGGUGGACCGGAUCGUGGACUUGUACAAACAUCCGGACAACAUCGACGUCUGGCUGGGCGGCCUGGUGGAGGACUUCCUGCCGGGAGCCAGGACCGGUCCACUGUUUGCUUGCCUCAUCGGGAGGCAGAUGAAGGCGCUGAGGGACGGGGACAGGUGGGUGCCGCCUGCGGAGCGUCCGGAAGCCGCUGGCCCCGGCUCUGUGUGCCUCCGUGCUGCCCCGGCUCUGUGUGCCUCCGUGCUGGCCCCGGCUCUGUGUGGCUCCGUGCUGCCCCGGCUCUGUGACGGGUGCGGCCUCCCGGGCCCGGUGGACCACGGGGACGCCGUGUUCUGUGAAGAGUCGGGCCGGCGCCUGCUCGUGUUCUCCUGCCACCCUGGAUACGCGCUCCACGGGCCCGAGCAGGCUGCGUGCACCCCGCGAGGCCGCAGCGACCCACCGCCGCUGUGUAAAGAUGUGGAUGAGUGUGCAGACCCGACGCGCCCGCCCUGCCACCCCUCUGCGAGGUGCAGGAACUCCGAGGGCAGCUUCCAGUGCGUGUGCUCCGACCCCUACGUGCUCGCGGAGGACGGGAGGACCUGCGUGGACUCUGGCCAGCUCCCUCGGGCAACCUGGGUCUCCGUGGCGCUGGUGGUGACUCUGGCCGGCUGCGUGGCCGCCUUCAGCUGGACGGCGAUUCGCAGGGGGCCUGGCCGCGCCCUCUCCCCGCUGGCUCUGUGUGCCCGCGUCUCCAGGCCUGGCCGCGCCCUCUCCCCGCUGGCUCUGUGUGCCCGCGUCUCCAGGCCUGGCCGUGCCCUCUCCCCGCUGGCUCUGUGUGCCCGCGUCUCCAGGCCCGCUGGCUCUGUGUGCCCGCGUCUCCAGGCCCGCUGGCUCUGUGUGCCCGCGUCUCCAGGCCCGCUGGCUCUGUGUGCCCGCGUCUCCAGGCCUGGCCGCGCCCUCUCCCCGCUGGCCGCUCUGUGUGCCCGCGUCUCCAGGUUGAUCUGA
Dipodomys ordii (Ord's kangaroo rat) is the source of this 2799-nucleotide messenger RNA. It is a transcript of the gene Tpo, whose product is annotated as thyroid peroxidase. Bases 1 to 2799 code for a protein of 932 amino acids. Gene Ontology annotation, biological process: response to oxidative stress. The record is from RefSeq and is a predicted model, not a curated record. The transcript is spliced from 18 exons. NCBI's taxonomy places the organism in Eukaryota, Metazoa, Chordata, Mammalia, Rodentia, Heteromyidae. Gene Ontology annotation, molecular function: heme binding; calcium ion binding; peroxidase activity.